Kluyveromyces lactis is the source of this 2490-nucleotide messenger RNA. It is a transcript of the gene DAP2, whose product is annotated as dipeptidyl aminopeptidase. Bases 1 to 2490 code for a protein of 829 amino acids. The record is from RefSeq and is a predicted model, not a curated record. Gene Ontology annotation, biological process: proteolysis. NCBI's taxonomy places the organism in Eukaryota, Fungi, Ascomycota, Saccharomycetes, Saccharomycetales, Saccharomycetaceae. Gene Ontology annotation, molecular function: dipeptidyl-peptidase activity; serine-type endopeptidase activity. The transcript has a single exon.
AUGUCUGAUUUUGCUCGAGACGAAGAGACAGAUGCAGCUGAGUUUCGGUUACAACUUUCUAAACCGCAUGAACAUCGUAGGAGAAGUUUUCUGGUCACUGCAUGUUUAUCGUUAAGUACUGUGCUGUUCUCUGCUUAUCUUUUCAUAAGCAUUAUCUCUUCUUUAAAGGGAUCUGGGACAUUGAACAACGGUAGUGGUCCCAGAUUGCCUAACAAACAAAUAGAUUACACGAAAGAUGGUUUGUUAAAAGUAUCUUUUGCAAACGUCAGGAACAGGACGUUUCAACCUGAGGUAAAACCAUUGCAAUGGAUUAGCACUCCAGAUUCACACAAAAAUGAUAAGGGGUUGUAUGUUACCUUUGAAAAUGACACAUACUCAGUACGUUCAGUACUCGAUGAAAGUUACUCCAAGACAUUAUUUGAAGGUACCUCAUUCACUUACGACAGUAAAAACUACACAGUUGAUGCUGUGGUUGCGUCCCCCGAGCUAAGCAAAGUGUUGAUCAGAUCAGAGACAGAAAAAGGUUGGAGACAUUCUACAUUUGGUACGUAUUUUGUUUAUGAAAACGAUAGUUUCCACAAGAUUGAUUCCGAGAUCUCAAUUGCUAAAUGGUCACCCAAUUCUAGGGAUAUCGUGUAUGUGAAAGGAAAUGAUAUAUAUCUAUACUCUUCGGAUUCACAUGAGACAUCGAAAAGAAUCACAAAUGACGGAAGCGAGUUGGUCUUCAACGGUAAGCCUGAUUGGGUUUAUGAGGAAGAGGUAUUAGAAGGAGACACCGCGCUAUGGUGGUCUCCAACGGGGGACUAUUUGGCUUUCUUUAAGAUAAAUGAAACUAGUGUCGAGGAAUUUCCUAUUCCAUAUUUUGUCCAAGAGAAUCAAACAAAUUCUGCUUAUCCUGAGCUACGGAAGAUUAAAUACCCGAAGAGUGGAUCGUCAAAUCCUAUCAAUAAGCUUAACAUUUAUGAUCUGUCAGCUGACAAAGUCUCUCAAAUUGAUUCUACGAGUGAUGAUUCGCUCAUCACUGAAGUCACAUGGGUCGGAAACCAUGAAAUUAUUGCAAAAGUUUCAGAUCGUUCUUCAGACAUUUUGACCGUCAUCAUGGUAGAUGCCGCGGAUGGAUCGCGUAGUGAAGUGUCUCGAAUAGAAGAAAGCGAUGGUGGGUGGUGGGAGAUCACUCACAAGACCACUUUUGUUCCUAAAGAUAAGUCAAGAUCAAGAUCAUAUAAUGGUUACAUUGACUUGGUACCGGUUGAUGGCUACAAUCAUCUCGUAUACUUUACAACAAACGUAACCACAGAGAUUCCAAGUGUUGUCUUAACCUCAGGUGAAUGGGAAGUCGUGGAUGGACCAGCUGCUUUCGAUGAAGAGUUCAACAAUGUAUAUUUCAUUGCUACUAAAAAGUCAUCGACGGAAAGACAUUUAUAUUACGUCAAUUUAGAAAGGCCACAGAAGGUUUAUGCUGUUACCGAUGAAAGGUUAAAUGGGUACUAUUCUGCUUCUUUCUCAGCAGGCGCAAGAUUCUUGCUAUUGAACUACUUAGGACCAGAUGUCCCUUAUCAAAAGAUAAUUGAUUUAAAGUCAGACACUAAAGAUAAGAAUAUUCGAGGAAAUAUCAUCGGCAAGACUUUAUACUACCUUGAAAAAAAUGAAAAGCUACAUAAUUCUUUGAAACGAUAUGCCAUCCCAGCUAGAAUUUUCCGUGAAUUGACUCUGGGUAAAGACCAAAACGGUUCUGAUAUUAUCGUGAACUCUUACGAAAUAUUACCUAAUGAUUUCGACCCUUCCUUAAAGAACCAUUACCCCGUAUUCUUCUUCGCCUAUGGUGGUCCAAACUCACAACAAGUAGCGCAAACAUUUGGUAUCGGAUUCAAUCAAGUAAUAGCAAGUCAAUUGGAUGCUAUUGUUGUCGUAGUUGAUGGCCGAGGUACAGGAUUUAAGGGUAAAGAAUUCCGGUCUAUCGUUCGUGGUAACUUAGGUGACGUGGAAUCCACUGAUCAAAUCCUCGCGGCAAAAUUGUACGGCCAAAAUUCAUACGUGAACAAAGAAAAGAUCUCGUUGUUCGGAUGGUCAUAUGGAGGUUAUUUAACUUUGAAAACGUUAGAAAAGGACGCAGGAAAACAUUUCAAAUACGGAGUUUCUGUUGCUCCCGUCACCGAUUGGCUACUAUAUGACUCUGUGUACACCGAAAGAUACAUGCACACACCCCAAAAGAAUCCAGAGGGGUACGAUAAAUGUAAAGUACACAAUGCAACCGCGUUUGCGACUGUACCAAGGUUCCUCUUGAUGCAUGGUACUGCUGACGACAACGUUCAUUUCCAAAAUUCAUUGAAGUAUUUGGAUCUCCUAAACUUGAACAAUAUCGAAAAUUACGACGUCCACGUAUUCCCAGAUUCUGAUCACAGUAUUCAGUACCACAACGCAAACGUCAUCGUAUUCAAUAAGAUCUUGAAUUGGAUUAGACAUGCCUAUAAUGGGGAUUUCCUUCUGUAA